CCAGGCGUCAUGCGAUGAGAGCGGGUUUUUCAUCAAAAGAGAGAAUACAUUUUGGAACUAUGGAGUCCAACAAGUUACCAUCCUAGAUAUACCUGAGCCAUUUUGCUUGCAUGGGGAUAGGGAGCAAAGGGGUUUUUUUUUUCCCCAUCACCGGUCCCUUUUUCAUCAUUUCACCAGCUGGUCUCUCGUGCAAUGGGGCCAUCAUAGGAAGCUGCCCCCAGAUUUGUUCUGUGCUUACUUCUGGGACUGGCUGUUGGAGGGAACUACAUUUCCUAGAAGGCCUUGCGAGCACCAGAGAAGUUAAUCUUGCAUUUCCCAGGCGUCGUGUAACGGAGGCGGGAUUUUCAUCGAGGGGAAAAAGGAGAUUUGGGGGCUAUGGAAUGCCGCAGGGUCUCUCCCCUUUCUGGUUCCCCCCCCCCCGGCAGGAGGAAGAAUCUGACUUUGACGCUCCGGAGGAGAAGAGAUCCUUUGAGGAGGUAGCUGUGUGCUUUACAGAGGAGGAAUGGUCUCUGCUGGAUCCAGGCCAAAGAAAACUCUUCUGGGAAGUAAUGGAGGAAAUGUACGAGUCCAUGGCCUCUCUGAGUGCAGAAGGAAAAAUAUGGAAUGUGGAAUUCCACGGGGCCUCUCUUCUUUCUUGUUUCCCACAACUGGAGGGAGAAUUUUGUACCUCUGCAGGAAAGAGAUCCUUAGUUUCCUUUGAGGAGGUAGCUGUGUUCUUCACGGAGGAGGAAUGGGCUUUGCUGGAUCCAGGCCAAAGAAAACUCCUUUGGGAAGUAAUGGAGGAAAACUGUGAGACCGUGGCCUCUCUGGUUGCAGAUGUGAGGGAGUUGGUGAAUGAGAAGGAAUCUGGAAGGAGAAUUGUGGGAAAAAGCAAACUGAACGUGGAAGGAAAAUCUGGGGAUCAAACAGUACCAAAGCGAAAAUGCACAACCAAAAGCAUUAAAACACAUCAGAGCACUACAACAUGCUGGAAAAAGUAUAAAUGCUUGGAAUGUGGAAAAAGCUUCAGCAGCAGUAGUCUGUUUAAAAGACUUGAAAGGGAGAAGCCAUAUAAAUGCUUGGAGUGUGGAAAGUGCAUCUCACAGAAUAGCUGCCUAACUGCACAUAAAAAAAUGCGUACAGAGGGGAAGCCAUAUAGGUGCUUGGAGUGUAGAAACUGCUUCUCUCAACAUAGUGACCAAAUGAAACAUCAAAAGGUUCACACAGGGGAGAAACCAUAUAAAUGUUUGGAGUGUGGAAAGUGCUUCUCUCAGAAAGGCAACCUAAAUGUACAUCAAAAGAUUCACACAGGGAAGAAGCCAUAUAAAUGUUUGGAAUGUGGAAAGUGCUUCUCUCGGAAUGACUACCUAACUGCACAUCAAAAGAUUCACACUGGGGAGAAGCCAUACAAAUGCUUUGAGUGUGGAAAGUGCUUCUCUUGGAAUGUCAGUCUAACAGCACAUCAACAGGUUCACAUACGGGUGAAGCCGUAUACAUGCUUUGAGUGCGGAAAGUCCUUUUCUCAGAAUCACUCCUUAAGAACAUAUCAAAAGGUUCACACAGGGAAGAAGCCAUAUAAAUGCUUGGAGUGUGGAAAGUCCUUUUCUCAGAAUCGUUCCCUAAGGACACAUCAAAAAGUUCACACAGAGGAAAAGUCAUAUAAAUGCUUGGAGUGUGGAAAGGGCUUCCCUUCGCAUGUCAACCUAAGGGCACAUCAGAGGAUUCACACAGGGGUGAAACAGUAUAAAUGCUUGGUUUGUGGAAAGUGCUUCUAUCAGAAUGCCCAUCUAACCGUACAUCAAAAAGUUCACACUGGGGAGAAGCCAUAUAGAUGCUUGGAGUGUGGAAAGUGUUUCUCUGAGAGUGGCUCCCUAAGAAAACAUGAAAAGAUUCACACAGGGGAGAAGCCAUAUAAAUGCUUGGAGUGUGGAAAGUGCUUCUCUUGGAAUGGCUCCCUAAGAGUACAUGAAAAAGUUCACACCGGGGAGAAGCCAUAUAAAUGCUUGGAAUGUGGAAAGUGUUUCUCUGAUAAUGGCUCUCUAAGAACACAUGGAAAGGUCCACACAGGGGCAAAGCCAUAUAAAUGCUUGGAGUGUGGAAAGUGUUUUUCUCAGAAUUGCUCCCUAAAAACACAUCAAAAGCUUCACACAGGGGAUAAACCAUAUAAAUGCAUACAGUGUGGAAAGUGUUUCUCCCAGAAUGCCCACCUAACUAGACAUCAAAAGGUUCACUCAAGGGAGAAGCCACAUAAAUGCUGGGAGUGUGGAAAGUGCUUCUCUGAGAAUAGCAACUUAACUAAACAUCAAAAGGUUCACACAGGAGACAAGCCGCAUAAAUGCUUGGAGUGUGGAAAGUGCUUCUCUCAGAAAAGCCACUUAACUAGACAUCGAAAGAUACAUUCAACAGAGAACCCAUAUAAAUGCUUGGCAUGUGGGAAGUGCUUUUCUCAGAAUAGCCGCCUAACUGCGCAUCAAAAGGUUCACACAGGGGAGAAGCCAUAUAAAUGCUUGGAGUGUGGAAAAUGCUUCUCUCAGAGUAGCCACCUAAUUGUACAUAAAAAAGUUCACACAGGGGAAAAGCCAUAUAAAUGCUUGGAGUGUGGAAAGUCCUUUUCUCAGAAUUGCUCCCUGAGAACACAUCAAAAGGUUCACACAGGGGAGAAGCCGUAUAAAUGCUUGGAGUGUGGAAAGUCCUUUUCUCAGAAUUGCUCCCUGAGAACACAUCAAAAGGUUCACACAGGGGAGAAACCAUAUAAAUGUUUGGAGUGUGGAAAGUGCUUCUCCUAUCGUGGGUAUCUAACUGUACAUGGAAAGGUUCACAGAGGGGAAAAGCCAUUUAAGUGCUUAGAGUGUGGAAAGUGCUUCUCUUGGAAUGCCAGUCUAACUGCACAUCAAAAGCUUCACACAGGGAAGAAACCGUAUGAGUGCUUGGAGUGUGGAAAGUCCUUCUCUUACAGCAGCUCCUUAACUGUACAUAAAAAGGUUCACAGAGGGGAGAAGCCAUAUAAAUGCCUGGAAUGUGGAAAGUGCUUCUACAGGCAUUUCAGACUAAGUGCGCAUCAAAAGGUUCACCGAGGGGAGAAGCCACAUAAAUGCUUGGAGUGCGGAAAGUGCUUCUCUCAGAAAAGUCGCCUAAUUGUACAUAAAAAGGUUCACACAGGGGAGAAGCCAUAUAAAUGCUUUGAGUGUGGAAAGUGCUUCUCUCAGAAUCGCUCCCUAAAAACACAUCAAAAGGUUCACACAGGGGAGAAGCCACAUAAAUGCUUGGAGUGUGGAAAGUGCUUCUCUCAGAAUCGCUCCCUAAGAAUGCAUCAAAAAGUUCACACAGGGGAGAAGCCAUAUAAAUGCUUGGAGUGUGGAAAGUGCUUCUCUCAGAAUCGCUCCCUAAGAAUACAUCUAAAGGUUCACACAGGGGAGAAGCCAUAUAAAUGCUUGGAGUGUGGAAAGUGCUUCUCUUGGAAUGGCCAACUAACUAGACAUCAAAAGGUUCACACGGGUGAGAAGCCAUAUAAAUGCUUGAAGUGUGGAAAAUGCUUUUCUCAGAAUUACUUGCUAAGUAGACAUCAAAAGCGAACUCACACUGGAGAGAAGCCGUACAAGUGUUUGUACUGCAGCAAGAGCUUCCGACGCAACUCGGGUCUGGUGAGCCACCAGAGAAUCCACACUGGUGACAAGCCAUACCAAUGUUCAGUGUGUGAGAAAAGCUUCAGUGACAUAUCAAAUCUCAUUACCCAUCAUCGAAUUCACACAGGAGAAAAACCAUACAAGUGCCUAGAAUGCGGAAAAAGCUUCAGUCAGAGUUCAUACCUCAAUAGCCACCAGAGAAUCCACACGGGGGAAAAGCCAUAUGAAUGCUCGGAAUGUGGGAAAACCUUCAGCGUCAGCUCACGCCUUCGGAAACAUCAGAGAAGCCACACUGGAGAAAGACCGUUUGUCUGUUUGGACUGCGGGAAGACAUUCAGCGAGAGCUCAGAUCUCCUUGCACAUGAAAGAGCUCACACUGGUGAAAAGCCCUACAAGUGUUCAUACUGUGGGAAGAACUUCUUGCGCAGUUCAGAGGUGGUGAGCCAUGAAAGGAUCCACACUGGCGAAAAGCCGUAUCACUGCUCCGAGUGUGGAAAAAGUUUCAGUGUCAGCUCCCGUCUCAGUGCACACAGGAGAAUCCACACUGGAGAGAAGCCUUUCCAGUGUCCCGUAUGUGAAAGAAGCUUCAGCUACAAGUCCCACCUCAUCACCCAUCAGAGAAUCCAUACUGGCGAGAAGCCAUUCCAGUGCUCAGUUUGUGGGAAAAGCUUCCGAGGGAGCUCCAGUCUCGUUGCCCAUGAGAGAACGCACACGGGGGAGAAACCAUACCGUUGCUUGGACUGUGGGAAAAGUUUCACUCAGAGCUCAAACCUUAUUAGUCAUCAGAGAAUCCACACAGAAGGGAAUUCCUGAGCAUCUCCAUGGGAUGAACUUGCAAAGGUCAUGUAGCAAGUUCAUCACCAGCUCAACCUUUCCUUUCUUAACAAGGCAUGGCACUUUUACAGUACUUUUACCUUAUUUCUUUGGGGAAAGACAUUUCUAGCACUCAUGGAAAAACAGCUACAUCUUUUUCCCAGAGCAUCCUUUUAAAAGGAACUGGAAUUUUACUAGUCAAUUCAAAUUGAGAUGCUUGUGUGUAUUAAUUUGCUAUCAAGUUGCUUCUGACUUAUGGCAACUCUAUUAAUAAAAGACCUGCAAAAUAUCCUAUCAUUGACAGCCUUGCUCAGUUCCUGCAAAUGGAAGGUCAUGCCUUGAGCCAAUACGUCUCAUAUUGCUUCCUCCUCUUUUCCUGCUGCCUUAUUAUUUAAAAAUGAAUAGGAUUUUGCUAGUCAAUCCAAACCGAGAAGCUUAGUUACUGUUAACUGUAGGCUGCAGGCAGAGGAAUACGUGAGGGCAGAUGGAUCAAGAGGACUCCACCCCAGGCCAGCUUUGUGACUCUUCAGAGAUAUUUCCUCCCUUCCAGAAUGAAGGAGAGAGGAUCUCUCCAAGACUUACAUCUGGCCAGGCACAGCUUAAGAAAAGCAGUCCCUUGAAACAUACAAAGAUAAAUUGGAGGGGGGGGGGGGGCUAAUGUGGUCUUUAUUUUUUUGCUGUCUGUAAGCUGUCAAGAAUUCCACCAGCUCGUUCCUUCUCUGAGAAAAGACCGUCUUGAUGUUACCCCUGCAAGGAAGACACCAACUCAUUUUGGAUUCUGAGUGUUUAGUGGAGUCCCCCUAGGCAAUGAAACGAGAAAGGGAACAGAUCAGAAUCUCAGUUUCAUGAUCCAGUAUGCAGUAGCUGCUCUUGAAGCUAUUGAUGUUUGCCAAAGUCCCAAGUUUCUGAUAUUAGGAAAGAUUUAUGGCUGUUUUAGUGUAAUUGGGAGGAGGGGGGGGGUUAAGUCAUAAUUAAAAUCCAGUUGUUUUCUUUACUAACCAAGUGCCAGGGUGGAGUAUCAUAUGGUAAAAAUUAUUUGGGGUAUACCCCUUUAGUCUGAAACAGGGAGGAGGAGGUUGCAUUUUGGAAUGCUCUUAAUUCCUGGGGGGGGCGGGUGUCAUCUUCUUUUAUUUUUCUUUGCUGCUAAAUUGCAACCAACUCAUGGAGAUCUUUCAAGUUUUCAAGACACAAGACAAACCGAAGUGGUUUUCCUGCCUUUGUAUAGCAACUCCGGACUGCCUUAGUGGUCUCCCAUCCAAAGACUAACCAGAGCUGACUCCGCUUAGUUUACGAGAUCUGACAGGAUGGGACUAGCUGGGGCAAAUCAAUGCUACUCAAAAACAGGAUAUGAAGAAUGAGGUUAAGCUGAUGAGGCUUGCCAGGAUAGGGGAGGAUAUGAACAUAAAAUAAUGUUGAAGUGAACAUUUCUCAUUGAUCUGAUAGUUUUCUAGCUACAGCUUAAUUAAUUUUUUGACCUCUAAGGGAUCAUUCGAAGGUGAGAUUUCUGCCUCUUUCUGAGAGUGAUAUAGUCCUGGAAGAGUUAAUAUGUCAUUAUGAAGGUUCAUAAAAGGGCCGGGGUGGGGGGGGCAGUGCUCUUUCUCUCUCUUAUUGUCAGUAGAACUAAAGAAAUUUUUGUUGGGCAGACCUAGUAGUAGCUAACUAGGCAGAAAAUCACAAACCUACACAGAAGCUGUUGGGAGGAGUUGGGGAAUCCGCCGUAAGUUUCCCAUUAUUGUUUCAAAAUAGGACUUUUAGUGAUUGACAAUUUUUUGUCUUACUGGUAAUCUGCCUUAAGUCCCAGAGAGAAAGGUGGCAACUGCAAAGGAAAACAAUAACUUUUAACCUGUCAUGUCUGUUACUGGCUACUCGUUAUGAUGAUUAAAGGGAAUCUCCACAUUCAGAGGCAGUCAGUCUCUGAACACCAGUGCCAGAAGGGAACAUCAGGGGAAAACCUCAGCCCCUAUGCCCUGUUGUUGCCCCUCCAGAUGAACUGGUUGGCCACUGUGUGGGAUGGGAUUUUGGACUAGAUGGACUACUGGUCUGAUCCAGCAAGGCUGUUAUGUUUAAAAGAGGGGGUUGUCUGUACUUCAAAGGUUGGGAUGUGUCAUUAAGAAAGAGCUGGGUUUUUUUCUUGAGAGAAUCAAACUACUUAAAUCCCAUUAAAUCCUCUGGAUCUUGUCAUAGGAUCAUAGAGUUGAUGCAGGAUCAGCCUAGAUUUGAACAUCCCAGACAAAUGUUUGUCCAGCUGCUGCUUAAAGACUUCCAGUGAUGGGGAGCUCAUCACUUUCCUAGGUAGUGAAUUCCCAGGUGGCUGAUUCAGCAUCCCUUUUUCUCGGUUCAUGGGACAGCGAAGUACUCGAGGUCUAGAACUUGAAAAUAUUGUCGAAGUGAGUCUUAGAGAAGUUUGAGUGUAGACCGGAGCUUAAAAAAAAAAAAAAGCACCAUUACAAAGAGACCCCAGCUUGGUCAUUCUUUGUCCAUUUUCAGUAAGGCCAAGCUGAGCUUGAAUCAAUGCUUGUGACUAUUUUUACAAGUAGGUUCAUCCUGGAACACUCAUGUUGGAGUUGAAGGAAUUUGCACCCUGUUGGUGGCAUCACCCCCCCCUCCCCGAUUCCCCUUUUCAGCCCCACUUGAUUUUGCUUUUUUCAAUACCGUGGCAAUACUCUGAAAUUCUUUUCCAAUAGGCUGUCAUUGGACUGGGUUCUGGCAAACCAAGAAGAUGUUUUACUUGAUCAAGACAGGUGCUAUCUAGCAGAAGGAAAUCUGGUUUUUUUCAUGCUGAAAUAAAAAUUAUUUGCAGUUUUA
Molecule: messenger RNA, 7220 nt
Organism: Sphaerodactylus townsendi
Lineage: Eukaryota; Metazoa; Chordata; Lepidosauria; Squamata; Sphaerodactylidae
Product: gastrula zinc finger protein XlCGF26.1-like
Exons: 7
Coding region: 111-4415 (1434 amino acids)
Biological process (GO): regulation of transcription by RNA polymerase II
Molecular function (GO): DNA-binding transcription factor activity, RNA polymerase II-specific; RNA polymerase II cis-regulatory region sequence-specific DNA binding
Source: RefSeq, a predicted model, not a curated record